AUGGGCUGGCAAGCAGGGACGGGUCUCGGAACGACUGGUGAAGGUAUUGUGACUCCGGUUGAAUCCAAGCUGCGUCCAAGGGGCAUGGGUCUGGCGUUCAAGGGCUUCAAGGAGAAGACCGAGCAGGCGAAAGCGGAAGCACGUAGGAGGGGAGAGGUAGUUAGUGACGAUGAGGAGCGGCCCGCGGCGAGGAAGGGACGCAAGGCUGCGAAGGCACAAGAGGACAGGGCCGAUGCUUGGAAGAAGCCGAAGAAGGUCAAGACGAGAAUCGAGCACAAGACCUAUGAGCAGAUCAUCGCGGAGGCGGGCGAGGAGGCGCCACAUGCAGGGCUAGGCCAAAUAAUCGAUGCGACUGGCGCGACGCCUCGUGAGGUCUCAUCGCUCGCAGAUGUCUCGAUGGCAUCAUGGACACCAACCACGGACCCCAUGCGGCUACCGGAGGUUAGACACAACCUUCGACUUAUCACGGAAGCCUGCAAGGGUGAUCUGGAUGGCCUUGCUCGGGAGGCAAGAGCACUCGAAGAACGCAAGAAGUGGGUCAGGCAGGAGGAUGCUAGGCUGCGCAAGAAAGUUGAGGAGGAGGCGGAACUAAUUACACGCUUGCAACAAGUGAACUUAGUCGUCGACAAUAUCAGUGCACAAGCCAGAGAAAUGGCCUCCAUGUACGAGGCGUCAUUAGAGCCGUUCUCUGCCAACUUCGAGAAGCUGCUCGGGCAAUUCCCCAAGGAAUUUGACGGAUACCGACUAGACGAGGUGGUCGUUGGCGCAAUCGCGCCAGUAGUCCGGAGAAUGCUUGCGCAGUGGCAGCCGCUCGAGGAUCCUACGGCUUUCACUCAAUUAUUCCGUCUUUGGAGAGGUGCCCUGAAGAUGUCUGUAGUAGAAGAGAAGCCGCCAGAUCAAAUACAGGUGUAUGGCUCGAGUACUUUAUUAACCGGAGUAUACAGGGAGAGGCCUAUGUCCCCGUACGAAAGCCUUCUUUGGAACGCAUGGCUACCCAAAAUCCGCUCGGCUAUCAACAACGACUGGUCGCCCGAUGACCCUCAGCCAGCGGUGCGGUUGUACGAGGCCUGGUCCAGCUUUCUGCCCCCUUUCGUCCGCGACAACUUCUUUGACCAACUCGUCCUGCCGAAGGUCUCCAAAGCUGUAGGUGAUUGGAAUUCACGAAGUAGCAAGGUUUCAUUGCAGACUCUGGUGUUUCCAUGGCUGCCCCAUGUCGGUCUUCGACUGGAAGAAGUCUUGGGAGACGCACGAAGAAAGGUCAAGAGUCUCUUGCGCGGUUGGGCGGUCAUCGAGGGCAUGCCGAAGGACCUUGCGGUCUGGAAAGACGUGUUCGACGUGGGCGAUUGGGAUACAAUGUUGUUGAAAUACGUCGUACCGAAGCUUGGCUCCCGUUUACGUGAAGAUUUCCGCAUCGACCCGCGCAAUCAAGACAUGGAUCCCCUUCAGGAUGUCAUGGCGUGGGAGAGCCUGCUCCGCCCGUCAAUUAUCUCACAGCUCCUGGAGACCGAGUUUUUCCCCAAAUGGCUCGACGUUUUACACAUUUGGCUCAUCCAGCCCAGUCCGAGUUUCGAAGAGGUUGCGCGCUGGUAUUCGUUCUGGAAGGGCACAUUCUCGGAGAACAUACAGGCGAUGCCUGGUAUUGCGCAAGGGUUCACGCGCGGUUUGCAACUGAUGAACAAGGCUAUCGAACUUGGACCGGACGCGCCUACUCAGCUUCCUCGCCCUGAUCACCGAACACCACUCUCCACUUCUGCGACGCCUGUACCUAAAGCGAAGGCACCCAAGGCACGACCAGCGCGGACGCAGGAGAUCACGUUCCGUUCGAUUGUGGAGGACUACGCAUCUUCGCACAACCUCCUCUUCAUGCCCACAGGACGUGCGCACGAGAAAUCGAGGAUGCCACUCUUUCGCGUGUCGCCAACGGCAGACGGGAAGGGUGGUUUGCUUGUGUACAUCGUAGACGACGCCGUGUGGGCGCCGGAUGGCGACGACUAUCGGGCCGUUUCGCUAGAGAACAUGGUUCUGAGAGCGACCAGAGAAAAGUAAUUCGUGCUCACGUGAGAUCAACAUGCUUAUUGUACCACUGCUGUAAUGUCUAUCUAAUGGACGGUCG
Postia placenta MAD-698-R-SB12 is the source of this 2113-nucleotide messenger RNA. RefSeq lists its product as hypothetical. Gene Ontology annotation, cellular component: U2-type post-mRNA release spliceosomal complex. The record is from RefSeq and is a predicted model, not a curated record. Gene Ontology annotation, biological process: spliceosomal complex disassembly. The transcript is spliced from 5 exons. The coding region runs from base 1 to 2046 and encodes 681 amino acids. Gene Ontology annotation, molecular function: nucleic acid binding. Lineage: Eukaryota; Fungi; Basidiomycota; Agaricomycetes; Polyporales; Adustoporiaceae.